AUUCAUCCUGAACGCUAUACUUCAUUGAUCACGGUCAGUUCAAUGAAAACAUGAAGACGUUACUGGCCACUGGUACUGUUGCAUUUGCCCUCGUAGCCGGUGCUGGUGCACACUGGAACUCCCAACCAUACCAACUUACCCUUCGACGGGAACCAAAUACUAGCUCAUGUGAAAUCGUGUCUUUCGGCGAGGCGCAGCUGCACAAGAGUCUCCCGCCAGCAACAUCAGGGCACAUCAUCAGGCAGCAGAAUGUUGUACCAUCUGCUGGAUCACUUGGGGCCAAGGAGAUAAUUCACUUUCUAUCACACAGCACCAACGAAUUGUGGCUUCGCGCACAGCUCGAGUGUUUGAAUGACCUAUCAUCUGUUGGACAAAGUGCACGCAAUGGCUUCCAGACCCAAGUGCCAUUUGGAGAUCAAGGGAUAUUGUAUGGUACAUUAUUAGAUGUUCCCAUCCCGCCGUUAGAAGUCGUCAGUCUUUUGCAAUCUGGGCAGUCAGACAACCGUAUCGAUCUUGCUUUCUUCUCCGACGGGUAUACAAUUCGUGAAAGAGACAAGUUUCUUGAUGAUGCAAUGCGUCUAGUCACCGACUUGUCAGCAAAUCAGACGUUUGCUACAGUCAGGCCUCUGUUGAACUUUUGGGCAGUAUUCUCACCUAGUCAAGAGAGCGGCGUGGGCGUCAAUGGGAAAGCUAAGAGGACUCCAUUUGGGUUAUACCGUGAUGGCACGGAGUUGAGGGGCUUAUACGCCAAUAAUUCCGAUGUUGCUCUAAUGGCCUGUGCGUCUAUCGGAAAUAAAUGUAACUAUGCAAUUCUCCUUGGCAAUGAUCCAUUAUAUGGUGGACUUGGCGGAGAAUACACGACAACCACUGCCUCCCUAGCAAAUGGGGCAUUGGUCCUUCGACACGAGAUUGGUCACUCCAUCAUCGACGUAGGCGAAGAAUAUGACGGAGGAUAUGCUUAUUUCGGUGUCAAUGCCGCCCACAAUCUCUCAGCCGUGACGUGGACACACUGGCUCGAGCACCAGGAAGAUGAUGACAUAUUCCGCGCCCAACGGUCCGUGAUGCCGAUGCAAGCAUAUCCGUGGACUCUGCUGAGUACAACCCAACCAUGGUCGAUUUCCUUCUUGUCAUCAGGAAAUUACGCACGUCAUCUGAUCAAAUUCUCGCUGUCUGGCCUCCCAGAUCGACGCGACUUGGAUAUUUUAUUCGAUGGGGUCGAUUUACACUGGGCGCCCAGAAAAGAUAUCGGAUUCGAUAGAUGGCACUAUGAUGUUUUUGAGGACACGUCAUUGAGCGCUGGCUCGCAUGAAAUCUCGUUUGUCUUGAAGAACAGCGCUCUCGAAGGAAGCGCGCAGUUAUGCAGCGUAGAGAUUCUGGAAUAUGGGACAGAAGCUGAAUUCAAUGCGACGUUUAAUCACUAUGGCAUGUUCCCGACAUUCAGUUUAGAUAAUGAGACGUCUUAUCGCCCGACGAAUGACGAUUGCCUCAUGCGCAGCGUCACCAAGCCCAACUUCUGCAAAGUGUGCUUGGAGGGCCUUUGGCUAUCGCUACUCAAACGUAUCGAUCUCAUCGAGGAAUUCAGGAUAACGUGCGAACGUGAUCACCACAGAUCCUUCAAGGUUGAUCUGGUUCCACUUGCUGAGUUUAGAGAAAGCCCUGUCUCCAGCGAGGAAAGCUACAGGAUCGCCUGGUCGAAGGACGGGAAAGUCCUUCCGCAGUUUGCUAAUAUGACACAUAUAGAUGUGAGUGAUGAGGUUGGGACGUAUCGUGUGGACGUUCAGUUCUUGACGGAGGAAGUGCGUGUAGAUAAGGAUGGACUGCUUUCAGCUAGUAGAUCAUUCACUGUUACUGAGACUUGCGCUUGAGGUUGUUAUGCAUGACAAAAAUACCACCUGACCCCGUGCCCAACGUCCCACAAGCAAUGUCAC
Molecule: messenger RNA, 1928 nt
Organism: Suillus clintonianus
Lineage: Eukaryota; Fungi; Basidiomycota; Agaricomycetes; Boletales; Suillaceae
Product: IgA peptidase M64-domain-containing protein
Exons: 9
Coding region: 51-1865 (604 amino acids)
Molecular function (GO): metallopeptidase activity
Source: RefSeq, a predicted model, not a curated record